UCCAGACGCGGAAGUGAUUUGCAGUUGUCAAACUGACUUUAGUGUAAAUCAGUUUCAGCUCACUCCUGGAAGACUCCUGAAACACCUGACCUUACUUCAAAUGGCCCCUCCACGAUGGCUGCCUCUGGAGUCUAAUCCAGAAGUAAUGACAAAGUUUGUUAGUUGUUUGGGAAUGAGAUCAUCCUGGCAGUUUGGAGAUGUGUAUGGACUGGAGCCUGAGCUUCUCAGCUUGGUGCCGAGACCUGUGUGUGCACUGCUACUCCUUUUCCCAGUGACCGAGAAGUAUGAAGCAUUCAAGCAAGAGGAGGAGGAGAAGCUCAAGGCUCAGGGACAGGAGAUUUCACCUGAUGCCUACUUCAUGAAGCAAACUAUUGGAAAUGCCUGCGGAACAAUUGGGUUAAUUCAUGCAGUGGCAAACAACCAGGCACAUCUGGAAUUCGAGCCGGAUUCUUCCCUGAAGAAGUUUAUUGAACAAACCUCGAAAAUGACCCCAGAGGAAAAGGCCGUCUUCCUGGAAAAAGAUGAGACUAUACGUGUUACACAUGAAUCAAGUGCACAAGAGGGACAGACUGAGGCUCCGAGCUUGGAUGAGAAAGUGAAUCUACACUUUGUAGCUUUUGUGAAUAUUGGUGGACAGUUAUAUGAACUUGAUGGCCGGAAGCCUUUCCCUAUUAUCCACAAGAAAACUUCAGAGGAUACUUUCCUUGAGGAUGCUGUAGAUGUGUGUAAGAUCUUCAUGGCUCGGGACCCACAGGAGGUUCAUUUCACCAUCAUUGCCCUUUCCAAAAAUUCAGACUGAGGAAACUCCAGAGAAAGCAAAGAAACCAUUACUGCCAAACAUUCUCAAGUGCUGACUUUAGUGGAAAGUAAAUGUUUCUUCAAAGUACUUAAGGAGGUAAUAUGGGGGAAAUGGUCAGAUGUCAGGGAUAUCAUUCUAAAGCACUUAUCCUUUUUUUUUGUUCAUUAGAUGAAAUUGGUGCUGCUGUGCAACAUAUUACUCAAAGUAAAUUUUGCUAACACAAAAAUGUUCCAAUUAUUCAGUGUUAAAAAAAAUCACAAUGCACUAAAAUGAAAAUUUAGCAGUUGUAUCAUUUCACAGAGGGAAGUCAACUUCUUUUUACUCUGAGUUAAAGAUGCAUAUAGUUUGUAGUAGAUCAAAUUUCUGACCAUGUCCAUACUGCCUGAAGAAACAAGUUUUGUUUCAUUUUGUUCCUUGCUUUGAAAUUGAACAGAGUGUUUGCGGUGUUAUGAAAACAUUAAAUAAAUUAAAAUGUCUCCGACAUGGUCUGGCACGCUCUAAAUGCAGACUGAAGAUCUCUGUGGUUUGUGCCUACAUUUUUGUUACAAGAGUUGAAAAUUCUGUCAAAUAAAAGGCACAUUUAUUAAA
Molecule: messenger RNA, 1387 nt
Organism: Solea senegalensis (Senegalese sole)
Lineage: Eukaryota; Metazoa; Chordata; Actinopteri; Pleuronectiformes; Soleidae
Gene: uchl3
Product: ubiquitin carboxyl-terminal esterase L3 (ubiquitin thiolesterase)
Exons: 9
Coding region: 101-799 (232 amino acids)
Biological process (GO): protein deubiquitination; ubiquitin-dependent protein catabolic process
Cellular component (GO): cytoplasm
Molecular function (GO): cysteine-type deubiquitinase activity
Source: RefSeq, a predicted model, not a curated record